Molecule: messenger RNA, 989 nt
Organism: Pelobates fuscus (common spadefoot toad)
Lineage: Eukaryota; Metazoa; Chordata; Amphibia; Anura; Pelobatidae
Gene: PSMA4
Product: proteasome 20S subunit alpha 4
Exons: 9
Coding region: 86-871 (261 amino acids)
Biological process (GO): proteasomal protein catabolic process; ubiquitin-dependent protein catabolic process
Cellular component (GO): proteasome core complex; proteasome core complex, alpha-subunit complex; cytosol
Source: RefSeq, a predicted model, not a curated record
GAGCGAGAUCUUACCGGCUGCUGGAGCUUCCUCCCGGUACUCACAGACCACAGUCACUGAUCGAGCGGCAGAAACACCAUACAACAUGUCUAGAAGAUAUGAUUCCAGGACUACUAUAUUCUCCCCUGAAGGUCGUCUGUAUCAGGUGGAAUAUGCCAUGGAAGCAAUUGGACAUGCAGGCACCUGCUUGGGAAUUUUAGCAAAUGAUGGCGUUUUGCUAGCCGCCGAGAGACGUAAUAUACACAAGCUGCUGGACGAGGUGUUUUUCUCAGAGAAAAUCUAUAAAUUGAAUGAUGAUAUGGCAUGCAGUGUGGCAGGAAUUACAUCAGACGCCAAUGUGUUGACAAAUGAACUGAGGCUCAUUGCACAGAGGUAUUUGCUGCAGUAUCAGGAGCCAAUCCCAUGUGAACAACUGGUCACUGCUCUCUGUGACAUAAAGCAAGCAUACACUCAGUUUGGAGGGAAACGUCCGUUUGGUGUGUCCCUUCUUUACAUAGGCUGGGACAAGCACUACGGGUUCCAGCUGUAUCAAAGUGACCCCAGUGGAAACUACGGAGGGUGGAAAGCCACAUGCAUUGGAAAUAAUAGUGCAGCAGCAGUUUCCAUGCUGAAGCAGGACUACAAGGAAGGCGAGAUGAGCCUCAAAUCAGCUCUUGCACUAGCUGUUAAAGUCCUCAACAAAACCAUGGAUGUCAGCAAGCUGUCAGCUGAAAAGGUGGAAAUUGCCACAUUAACAAGAGAGAAUGGAAAGACCAAGAUAAGAGUCUUAAAACAGAAAGAAGUUGAGGAAUUGAUAAAAAAACAUGAAGAAGAAGAAGCGAAAGUAGAAAAAGAGAAAAAAGACAAAGAACAGAAGGAAAAAGACAAAUGAGUUUUGUUAAAAAAAAAAAAAAGUGUCUCUCGGAUUGUGUAUUUUUUUUCCCUGCACAUUUAUAUUUCAAAUUUUCAGGUCUGGACUACAGUGACCAGUCAAACAUGCUUUUGUUUGA